Beta vulgaris subsp. vulgaris (sugar beet) is the source of this 2943-nucleotide messenger RNA. RefSeq names its product serine/threonine protein phosphatase 2A 57 kDa regulatory subunit B' theta isoform. Gene Ontology annotation, biological process: signal transduction. Bases 988 to 2556 code for a protein of 522 amino acids. Lineage: Eukaryota; Viridiplantae; Streptophyta; Magnoliopsida; Caryophyllales; Amaranthaceae. The record is from RefSeq and is a predicted model, not a curated record. Gene Ontology annotation, molecular function: protein phosphatase regulator activity. The transcript is spliced from 2 exons. Gene Ontology annotation, cellular component: protein phosphatase type 2A complex.
AAAUUUCAUCUGGGUUUUAUUUUUUCUUUUGUGGGUACUUUUUAUUUUCUUUCUUUGUCAAUUAUUAAUUUCCCUUUAUUGGAACUCACCCUACAUAUUACACAAGCAUGUGCCAAUUGGGUCAUUUUGUUUUUCUGAAAAAUUUCACCUUUUCUUUAUGUUAUAUUUGAAGUACUCUUGUACCAUACCAUAUCAUAAAAUAACAAUUUUGAUUGUGAAAAUUUAAAAAAUCAAUCUUUUUAUUAUUUAAAGUAGGAAGAAGAACAGGAAGUAGAAGAAAAAGUAACCCUUAUUUUUUAGAUUUUAUAAAAUAUUUUAAGCAGUGUCAUUUUCUCAUCGCUUAUUCAUAGUGGAUUUACACGUCCUGGGUUUCUUUUUCCUCUUUGUUUUUGAAUUAGGUCCCCCCAAAAGAUUGAAUCUUUGCUGCUCUUUGUUCUUGUGAAACCCAAAAAAAAAAAGUGAAGAAUUUUGAUUUUUGAGGGCACAAUUUUUUUCUGGGCAAAAUCACAAAAGCAAGUUCAAGAAAUGAAGCACUAGGGUUUUGGUGAAUGGUGAGUUUUCUGGGUACUUCUGAAAUAGAUUUUGGCUACAAAUUGUGAAGGUAAUUUUCUUUCUCAUGUCAUAAGGGGGUUAUUUUACCCCCCUUAUUUUAAGGUAUAAUUAUACAGUUGAAAGAAGAGAUUUUGCAUGUUAUUGGGUGCUAUUUGAGCUUGGAUUGGCAUCUGGGUGAGUAUAAUAUUUUGGUGUUAAGUGUUAAUCAAAAUGGUAAUUUUGUUUAGAUGUGGAAUUAGUCAUAUGGGUUUUGUUUGAUUGACUGAUUUUGAUGAGUAAACUUGGUUUUGAGUGGGAGAAAGGACUGUAUAGUUACUUUUUGCUGUAAUUCUAACUAGUGUUUGGUGGAAUUGGCUAGUUUUAGAGUUUGGUUGUUUUUUGUUAUUGAUUAGCUUCCAAGAGGUUGGAAUCUACUAUUUUGUGCUUAAGUGAGCAAUGUUUAAGCAAAUACUUAGUAAGAUUCCCCGGAAAUCCUCAAAAUCGUCCGAAAAUCGAGAACAUAAAAGUGUUUCUGGUGCUGGUUCAAAUGCAUCCAGCAGUGUCAGGAAGAGUGAUGUAGGGUCUAACAAGUCUAGUAAUCAGCACAAUCUGGGUGCUAAUGGAGCUUCAAGUGCAGGGCAGAAUCAAGGGAAGAAGGUAUCUAGAACUGUGGAUUCAAUGAUGAAUGGGCUUAUGUUGUCUUCUUAUGAAGCAUUGCCAAGUUUUAGGGAUGUUCCAAGCUCAGAGAAGCAGAGUUUGUUUAUCAGAAAGUUACACAUGUGCUGUGUUCUGUUUGAUUUCCAUGAUCCAACAAAGAAUCUGAGAGAAAAGGAGGUAAAGAGACAGACAUUGUUAGAACUGGUAGAUUAUAUCUCUUCGGCGAAUGGGAAGUUUUCAGAAAAUGUAAUGCAGGAUAUCAUAAAGAUGGUCUCUGUGAACUUGUUUAGGUCUCUUGCCACUCAGCCAAGAGAGAACAAAGUUAUAGAGGCUUUUGAUGUUGAAGAUGAGGAGCCGUUAAUGGAUGCAUCAUGGCCUCAUUUGCAGAUAGUGUAUGAGUUCUUGUUGAGAUUUGUGGCAUCUCCUGAGACUGAUGCUAAAUUAGCCAAGAGGUAUGUUGAUCAUUCCUUUGUGUUGAAGUUGUUAGAUCUAUUUGAUUCUGAAGAUCCUCGGGAAAGAGAAUAUCUGAAGACAAUUCUUCAUCGCAUAUAUGGAAAGUUUAUGGUACACCGCCCAUAUAUCAGGAAGGCAAUUAACAAUAUAUUUUAUCAGUUUAUGUUUGAGACUGAGAAACACAAUGGGAUUGCUGAACUUCUGGAGAUACUUGGUAGCAUCAUUAACGGUUUUGCUCUGCCAUUGAAAGAGGAGCACAAGCUCUUUCUUGUUAGGGCACUAAUACCUCUCCAUAAACCGAGGUGCUUGCCUAUGUAUCACCAACAAUUAUCUUACUGCAUUACGCAGUUUGUUGAGAAAGAUUGCAAGCUUGCUGAUUCUGUAAUUAGAGGUCUAUUGAAGUAUUGGCCAAUCACCAAUAGUUCAAAAGAAGUGAUGUUCUUGAGUGAGUUGGAAGAAGUCUUGGAAGCAACGCAACUGCCAGAAUUCCAACGAUGUGUGGUGCCUUUGUUUCGUCAAAUUGCCCGCUGCUUGAACAGUUCGCAUUUCCAGGUUGCAGAGAGAUCUUUGUUCCUCUGGAACAAUGAUCACAUUGAAAAUUUGAUCAAACAAAACUGCAAAGUUAUUCUACCUAUUGUCUUCCCUGCAUUGGAGAAGAAUGCAAGAAAUCACUGGAACCAGGCCGUUCACAGCCUGACUCUCAACGUGCGUAAGAUUUUCUCCGAUCUCGAUCCCGAGCUUUUCGAGGAGUGUUUACUCAAGUUCCAGGAAGAUGAAUCUAAGGAAGAUGAAGUACGAGCAAAACGUGAAGCAACUUGGAAAAGAUUAGAAGAAAUUGCUGCUGAAAAAGCAAAAACUGCUGAACCUGUGCUUGUCCCCCUCAUUUUACCAGCUCGUACCACUUCCGGUCUUUAAGCUAAAGAUCGAUCUUUGUCAUAAUUUGGGUGGGCGCCCCGGAUUUUUUUGGACGCGUAUUUCAUUAACUGAUGAUGAUAACAGAGUUCUGGAGGUGGAGUUUCUUGGGUGUUCAUUGAUUUCCUUUGUUAGUACCCUCCUUUAUUCCUGGCCAAAAGUCAGAGAGGAAACAAAGAAAACACGUUAGCCAAUGUUUGUAGUCUAUGUUCUUAUUUCUAAAACUAUGUAGUUAGAUUUACCUAGGGUUUAAAGUAUGGGUAGAUAUAUUAAUUCAAAAGAUUAAGGGAAUGCAUAAGAUUUAGAAUUUUCUGCAAUUUGCAGCAGUUGGAACUUUGUACAGUUGUGAUAUUCCUGGUUUGGAUUUAUAUAAUUAUGGCUAGUUUGAAA